Macrosteles quadrilineatus (aster leafhopper) is the source of this 3675-nucleotide messenger RNA. RefSeq names its product poly(A) RNA polymerase gld-2 homolog A-like. The transcript has 11 exons. Gene Ontology annotation, molecular function: poly(A) RNA polymerase activity. The record is from RefSeq and is a predicted model, not a curated record. Gene Ontology annotation, cellular component: cytosol. Bases 423 to 2030 code for a protein of 535 amino acids. Lineage: Eukaryota; Metazoa; Arthropoda; Insecta; Hemiptera; Cicadellidae.
CGAGGCGAGGGCCGGCUACAGUUACAAUUAGCCUACAAAAUCCAACUAGAAUUAGAUUUUGGAUAGGUUUUGCUGUUCAAUAUUGGAUUUUUACUAUAGUAGAAUAAAGUGUACAUUUUUCCUUUGAGGGCUCAGCCGUGAUUUCCCUUCUUGUAUAUACUUAGCCAACAUUGAUUUGCUGUUUGUUCAAAGACCUGAGCCCCCUACUUUUUAUCUACAUUCAUGUGUUAACUAGCUCACUGACAUUUAAUAAAGCCAGUGCUGUUGGACAGAUGCAAGCUGAAUCAAACUGAAACAAGACAAUAAAUAGAAACAAUAAACAGUAAAGAUAUAUAUUCCGAGUUGCUGAUAAACUUUGUUAAAAUGGAAUAAGAACAUUUGUUUGUAAACUAUUUCCAUUCAACCAGAGAAUUCAUCUUAUAAUGUACACAUCUGCGAUGUACCAACCGCAAAUGAUGAUACAGAUGACUGAAGACCAGUUACGACAGCAUUGUCCGAUGAAAGAGCGAAGUGACAAUACCGUUCACUGUUUGAAGAAUGAUACACCUCAGCAUAUGUAUGUUAAUGUUGGUCAACAUUAUUAUAUGUAUAACAACAAGCAAAACAACAAAAAACACAACUGGAUGCCAAACAAUUGCUACAACAACCCAAGGUUAUCAGGUCAGAUACAGGAGCCGCUGUGUCCUCCUCGUCCCCCUUCUCAGGACUCCCAAACUGAUAGCUCUUCUGAAGAAUUGAACUACCUGUCUAGCAAAGGAGUCAAACGACAUUGUGAACUCAAUGGAUCCCAUCCCCAGAUGGUGCGCUCGUGCAUGCCUUAUACUCAUGGUUACAACAACCAUGGAUACCAACCUAACCACAAGCGACGACACCCGGUUGCUCUGCCUCACAUGCGGCGUCACAAGCACCUCCCCGGCGGCAACAACAACUAUGAUACUGUACCCGACCGUUACCUGAAUCGCAGUGAUUCCGUCCAAGUGACAAUGACUCCCUCAGACUUGGUAGGGGGAAAUGAAUGGGAUCAGCUGUCAACAGAGAUAUGGAAAAAGUUCAUGAAUUGUCAACAGACGUCGGAAAACUACCUCAAGAAGAUGCAUUUGUUCAAGCAGCUCUACAUAAACAUCAAGAGGCAACUGGGCUACAGCAUGUUCAUCGUUGGCUCCACGUUCAAUGGGUUCGGCGGCAACAGCAGUGAUCUCGACUUGUGUCUAGUCAUUAAAAGCCAAUUCUUCCUCGACCCUCGAGCAGAUGCACUAAUGCACCUCAACAAUGUCAAGGACAUCAUUUUUGACAUCAAUCACAAGGAGCCAGACGUGUGCUCAUUUCAGAACAUUGAGAUGAUUGAUGCCAAAGUGCCCCUGCUCAAGUUCCGACACUGCACUGGCAUCGAUGUUGACAUCAAUUGCAACAACCCCGUCGGCAUCCUCAACACCCAUCUACUCCAUUGCUAUUCUCAGGCUGAUUGGAGGGUGCAGCCGCUGGUGUUGCUGGUGAAGCUGUGGGCUCAGAGUCACCAGAUAAACGAUGCCAAGAACUGCACCAUAUCUUCCUACUCGCUCGCUCUCAUGGUGAUACACUUCCUGCAGUGUGGUGUGAAGCCAGCCGUGUUGCCAUGUCUGCACAAAGAGUAUCCUCAUAAGUUCCGGGAGAACCGAGAGAUCCACGAUGUGAUCAUCUUAGAAAAGCUGGACUUGCCUCCCUCAGAGAACACUCAGCCUCUUGGCCAACUGUUGCUGCAGUUCUUCCAAUACUACUGUGACUUUGAGUUUGCUGACAAGGCCAUCUCCGUGCGAAGCGGUACCAUUUUGCCCAAAGUAACUUGCCAACGUUUUCUGAGCCCCAAGAACGAACCUAGAGCCUGGUCCUGGCUUAACAUUGAAGAGCCCUUCGACCAUACAAACACGGCAAGAGCAGUAUACAAUGAGGAGAAAUUCCGCUACAUAGUGGCGGUGUUUAGAGCUUCAUGUCAGGCCUUGCAGGAGUCCCACACUCUCGACUCCAUCUUCCACGUGGCCAUUCCAUCCACGUGACCUCGAUACUUUAAGACUGAAUUUUUGAAUUAGGCUGUGAAGAUGUUACAGAGUGACAUAUCGUUUGUUAUUGUACAGUAUAGCUAAAAAAAAACUAAACUAACGGUUACCCAGCUGAAGUGGUCCAUGAGGGGCCAUACAAAAAUAAAAGAAAAAACCAAAAAUGUACAAAAAAAAUUCAAAAAAAAAAUGUACAAAAAAAUUCAAAAAUGUUGGAAAAUCCACUUGGAGAACUUUUAAUGAAAAAAAUUGACACAUGACCCUCGAUUGGGUAUGAGUUAGGCAUGUUCGCCGAGUUAAUGUUUGAAUUGUAAUUGGAAACUAGAUUUUGUGUUUACAUGAAUUUCUUUCCCCGAUUCAAGUUUAAAAGACUUUUAAGUUUUUACUUUUACUCUAUUUUAUAUUUUAUUUAUGUUGUAUGUUAUAUUUUAAUACCCGGUUUACUGCAUAUAGUUCUCGUAUUUUGUAUAUUUAUAUGUGAAAGGUGUGUACUUAAGUUGAACAAGUUUUAUCAAAGAUUUUUUCAAAAAUAGUGAAGGAAGUUUUUUUUGUUUAACAAAUCUGCUCAGGUUAAAAGAAUGAAAUUCAGCAUGUGAAGGAUUUUAAGAGGAUUGUGAUAGUAGGUAAGACCAUGUGUUCCGGGCAAAAAAAUGGCAUAGAAAUUGUUUUUAUUUAACUUAAAAAGAAAUUCUUUCUUGUAGCAGCACAGAUUUUUGUAAAUAUCUGUAAUCUAUUUUGUGUGCUCUCAUGUUCUUGCUGAAAAUUAGUAAACUACCCCUUUGUAUUAGUUAGUAAAAUUAAAUUUAUUCCUAACUUUAUGAAAACAUUAUUUUAAUUGUUGUAAUCGCUUUGAUUCUUUUCUUGGCAUAAAUAAAGCUUUUUGUAAUGUAUUGGUGAUAUAAUUUCAAAAUAAACGGAUAAGACGUAGGUUUACUGAAAUGCUAGGCCCUAUUAAUAAUUUAGUUAGUUACCAAAAAGGUAUUGUAGAUUUGAAGUCACAUUUAAAAUUAAAAUAAAUUCUCAAGUGAAGCGAGAGAUUUCUUUUGCAAAUUGUGGUUGUAAAAUAUAAAAAGUGAUCCACCUCGUGCAAUACUAAAGAAGGAACAUACUUUUAUUGACCAAACUCAUAAUGAAUCUAUUUAGUAACAUGUGAUUAUGUUACCUAAAUCUAAUCCCCUUAGAUGAUGCUCAGAUGUUAUUUUUUGUUUUUUAAAUACUCUUCGGUAUGUGAAAGUCCUCUCAGUAAAGAGUGUUGAUGGCAAUUGACCGCUACACUAUUUAAAAAUAAUAUUAUUUUUACUGCAUGAUAUGUGUAAAAUACACAAAGAUUGUACACAUCAAGCAGGCUCGAUAAUUUCCAACAAUAUUUUAUAUUUAUAAAAUGUAUAAUGAAACACCACAUUUUUUUAUCUCAUCUAAAUUUAUUAAAUAAAGGCAGUUGGCUCAGAAGUGUAUCUCAACUAUCCAUAUAAAAAUCCCAAAGUACCCAUGAACCUUUUAGAAAACUUAAAAGUCACACACCCAUAAACUUAAAAUUUUCGUAAUGAUGAGAAACCUGGUGCCAAACUGUCCAUUAUAUCAUAAAUUGCCCUUAAGGGCUGUAAUUCCUUUCUAAAGGGAACUUUCAAUGUUUAUGGCAUGGGCA